Messenger RNA from Struthio camelus australis, 3568 nucleotides. NCBI's taxonomy places the organism in Eukaryota, Metazoa, Chordata, Aves, Struthioniformes, Struthionidae. The record is from RefSeq and is a predicted model, not a curated record.
CUCUGUCUCUUUCCCUCCCUGUCCUUUUCACGCUGUUUUAGGUCCGGAUUGUUUUGUCUUCCGUCUUCCCUUCCGAAGCAAGAGGAGCCUCCUGCUAAUGCUUGCGCUAACUGGGUUCCUGAAGGCCGAGAUCCCGUGCAGGGUGAGGCUGAGUCACAGCCUGCUGUUGAAAAGCCUCCCAAAGGAAACAGUGAUGAGCAAGUACCACCUCUUCUGCCUCCCCCACCGCCCGGCAACCUUCCUCCGUACCCUCCUUAUUUUGAGGGAGCUCCUUUUCCUCGUCCACUGUGGCUUCGGCACACGUAUAACCAGUGGGUUCCUCAGCCACCGCCACGGACUAUAAAGAGGACAAGGAGACGUUUGUCACGGAAUAGAGACCCGGGAAGGCUUAUCAUGAGCACUAUCAGACUGAGGCCAAGACAGGUGCUCUGUGAAAAGUGUAAAAACACUCUGAACCCCGAGGAUACAAACACAGCUAGGCAAAAUGCUAAAACAAGGAGGAAGCUGAGCAUUCAGGACAAAGAGCAGAAAAAGCACAGUGACUCUGACUACACUGAGAAAAGAAACAAAAGAGAAAAGAGAGAGGAAGACAAGUUUUCUGGGGAACUAGUGCAUCGAACGCCAGUUAUAAAAAUAUCCUACAGUACUCCACAAGGGAAAGGUGAAGUUGUAAAAAUUCCUUCCCGAGUUCAUGGCUCAGUCAAACCAUUUUGUCCGCAGCGACUAUUGCAGAAUGGAGAGGAGGACCAAGAAGAGACUAGAGACACUGAACGAUGUCGAGAAACCAAAUGUUUAAUGGACAAGUCAGCAGGCAGCCAGCUUGCUUCCAUUCCAAAACUGAAGCUCACGCGGCCUGUGCAUUCCGGUGCAGAUGUUCCACCUCCAAAGAUCCGACUGAAGCCCCAUCGAAUAAAUGAUGGUCAGAGUGUUUCAAUUUAUAAAGCAGAACUUAUUGAUGAGAUAAAUGUCCUUCAGAACAGCGGGGAGUCCAAUCCUGGUGCGUUUUAUAAUGAUGAAUCCACAGACAGAAGUUUAGCUGAGAUAUCUUCAGGGAGUUCAGGUGAAGAUGAGGACUUUAAAAGAUUUCCCCAAGGUAAAGAUGGACAUGAUAACUUGACUUUCCUUAUGAAUUAUCGUAAAAGAAAAGCAGAUUCUUCUAGCUUAUCCGUGUGUAGUAACGACAGUCUAGAUGAAUCCAAGUCUUCUAGUUCAGAAGUAACAUCACCAGAAAUGUGUGACUUUUUACCUGGUGAUGAUGCGUCUGUCUCCUCAUCUUCAAAAGAUGAGCGUAAAAUUGUGCCGCCGUUAACAGUUAGACUACAUACACAAAGUGUGUCUAAAUGUGUCACUGAAGAUGGAAGAACUGUUUCAGUGGGGGAUAUUGUUUGGGGUAAAAUUCAUGGUUUUCCAUGGUGGCCGGCACGUGUUCUUGACAUAAACCUUAGCCAGAAGGAAAAUGGGGAACCUUCAUGGCGAGAAGCUAAAGUAUCAUGGUUUGGUUCUCCAACGACUUCGUUCUUAUCUGUUUCAAAACUCUCUCCUUUCUCUGAAUUUUUCAAACUGAGAUUUAAUCGCAAGAAGAAAGGGAUGUAUCGGAAAGCUAUCACAGAAGCUGCAAAGGCAGUGGAGCAUCUGACUCCAGAAAUAAGAGAUCUCUUAACACAGUUUGAAACAUAACUUUGCCUCUGGUAUCAGGUAACAGAAGAUAAGAGCACAGCUGUUCUCCUAGAGUGUCACGAAGUCUGUAAACAUCCUGACAUGCUCCCCAGGAGAAUCUGGAGGUUGCCAUGCACAUGACAGGAGGACGAGUUUCCUUGUCACAUUGCACUGCUUAUCAUCUGUGAAAGGUGACAGGCACCUGGACGUGGAGUUAGGAGGCUCUUCUGGUGUGAGGCUGGCAGGAAAGUCUUAAGGAUAUGUUAACCUAGGAUGAGAAUUUGACAAGUCAGACGGCAAUGAACUAGGAGAACAGCAAAUACCACAACUUGGAAUGUAUUUAUUACUUAAAAGUUAGCUAUUCUUGAUAAAAUCCCCCAAAUUAUUGCUGCUGCUUAUUUUACUUACAGAUUUCACACACCUGUUAAUUUUAAAGCUACCAAACUUUUACUCAAUACUGUACUCUGAGAAAUGUAAUUGGAGCAGGACAUGCAAUAGAAUGAAGUCAUUGUAGUGUCUUAAGUACAAUGGACUCACUUUGUGUCUAUUAAAAUUGGAAAAUGUGCAACACAACAAUGUGGCUAUCAUUGCAUAUAUUAAAGCUUUUUAAUGUUGUUUACUGCAGAGCUGAGAGAAUCAACGUUUUGGAGUAUACACACAAGCAGUCAACUGGUAACUUGGAUUGUUGCGUGUCCUAAAUGUGUGCUUUCUUAAGUCACCUGCAACAGUAGGCAGUACAGCCUUGAUCCGUUCAUGCUGUGUGCGUAGAGAUGGGUUAUUAGCCUAAUGGGAAUCAUAGUUCAACUGAAGAAUGAACUAACAUUUGGGAUUAACUUUUGUGUUCGCACCUUCUAUGCAAUGAGUCUAUCUUAAGGCCUCUUGAACAUGUGUUGUUGGAUAGUAAGGGCCUUCAUCCUUGCAUGUUACCAGAAAUGACUAACGAUCUUAAAACAAAAAACAACCUACAACUUUUGCAUCAAAUUUAGAGUGCAAAUGGUUGACAAGCUGAAGUGAAUUAUCAACAACCUCAUGGAACUGUAUCCCUUAAAUUGUUUAGACUUGCAUUAGUCUAGCUUUCUCCUGCAGUCCCUCAAUUGAGUGACAUUUAUUUGUGGUAAUUUGUCACUCCUGAUGCUAGAGAGAAGAGCUCAGAUUUGUUCCUGCUAGGUAAAAUGUUGUCCGCAUGUGCCAAAAAAUUAGCUUCAAGCUAAAGAUAGUUGCACAGAUUCUGCUUCCUGUUUGUUCUUAAAUCUGUUCUAGCAAACAGUGUAAUGAAGUAUUGUCAGAGUGGAAUAGACAAACACAGAAGUUCAUGUUUUCCUGGUUCACGCUGGUUCAUAACGUGAUCUUUUGAACGUCAGCAAGGGAGGCCAGACCUUCCCUUUUCUGUUUAACAACAACAAAGUUCAACAAAAAAAGUUCAACACAAAAAAAAUUCUGCUCAGUCUCAGUAAAAGCAUAUAGUCAGUCAAAGAUGCUUCCCUUAGAAGAGCUGGAGGACUGGUAUAAAAUAUGCAAACUAAGAUUCAGUGCUGAAAUAGGACAUCUGUCUCCUGAGACCAAUUUUGGCUAUCUCUGCAAAUAAAUAAAUUUCCUAUUUUCCAAAAAUAAGUGUGAAAGAACAGCUGUAUAUAAUGAGGGGAAUGUGUUCCUGCACCUUGUGUAAAGGCUUUAUGAAGCAGUUGUUUACCUGGGCAUCUAAUUUCGCCGUCUCCAGAGCAGCCUGCUUGGCUGGCAAAGAUAUUCUGGUGCAGUGAGCUACUCCCACUCACGGAGAAAACAAUUUUACCUUUCUCAGCCCCUCUCUGUCUGUCUUCAGGAGCUUUGUUUAUAUGGGAUUUUUUCCAGUAUCUUCUUAAGCUAAACUUAGGGUUAGCCGAUGGUGAUGUGAGGUAGUUCUUCAGCUUUUUAC